This is a messenger RNA of Rubroshorea leprosula, 2302 nucleotides long. Lineage: Eukaryota; Viridiplantae; Streptophyta; Magnoliopsida; Malvales; Dipterocarpaceae. The record is from the annotation of a GenBank genome assembly.
GCUAAAUUGUGUUCGUCUUUAAGAAAAUGGGAAGGUUAAUAUGGUUUUCCCUAAUCCUCUGCCUUUCCUUCAUGUUGUUACAGUUUCGAGUCCAAAGCUCCUCACCUUCUCAAUCUUCUGUUGAUUCACCGCCACAUUUGUGCCGUCCUGAAGAGCGUUCUGCAUUGCUUGAUUUCAAAAGCACUACUAACUUCAACGAAUACUGUUUUGGUGGUCCUCGUCGUAUAAUACAAACUUGGAACGAGAGUAAAGACUGCUGCUUGUGGGAGGGCAUCACAUGCGACAAGCCGAAAGGUCACGUGGUUGGCCUUGAUCUUAGCAGUAAUUGUCUUGAGGCCGAUCUAACUACAAAUAGUAGUCUUCUCCUCCUUGAGAAGUUGCAGAGCCUCAACCUUGCUCAUAAUGAAUUUAACCACCCCAAUAUAUCAUUGGGGUUCCAUAAUUGGAAGAGUUUGACAUAUCUUAAUCUCUCAAAUAUAGGAUACAUGGAUGGCUCUCUCCUGUUUGAUGAGAUCUCCUUGCUAUCAAAAUUGGUUUCACUCGAUCUCUCCAGUAAUUAUGGUUUGCUUCUUGACAACGUAAAGUUUCAAAUGCUUGUGCAUAACUUAACAGAAUUAAGAUUUCUUAUCCUUGAUUCUGUGAAUAUGUCUCUAGUUGCGCCUUCUUCCCUGCUAAACUUGACUUCCUCCUUGGACCAUUUGAGCCUUAGUGAUUGUAGUUUGCAAGGAAACUUUCCAAGCCAGGUUUUUCAGCUUCCAUCUCUUCAAGUUCUUGAUUUAAGCUACAACUCUGAUUUAGGAGACCUCCAAAACAAUAGACUUACCGGACCUAUUGAUCAUAUUGAGAUGCCUAGUUGCACUUUACAACAAGUCUAUUUGUCCAAUAAUGAGAUAAGUGGUUCAAUUCCUAGCUCCUUCUUUGAUCUUGUGAAUCUCACUGGAGUUGACCUUUCUUCAAAUAACUUAAGUGGCACCAUUACAUCCGACAUGCUUUCGAAGCUUGUAGACCUUGAGGAACUUGAUCUUUCCCAUAAUAGUUUGCUGUCUUUGAGCAAUAAUGGCACUACCGUCAACUAUUCCUUUCCGAACCUCUCGUCUUUAAAAUUCUCUUCUUGCAACAUACACAAGUUCCCAAGUUUCUUAAGGAAGGCAGAGAGUUUGACACUAUUGGAUGUUUCCAAGAACAAGAUUUCUGGUCAAAUUCACAGAAGGGAAAUAGAAGGGAUGUCAUUAGAGACCUUAAACCUUUCUUAUAACUUGUUGACUGGUAUAGAUUCAUUUGGUUUUGGAAAUCUUAUAACUGUUGACCUCAGAUCCAAUGUACUACAAGGAUCACUUCCCAUUCUAUCAACAACUUGGGAUUCUAUGCAACAACUCUUCAUUUCAAGGAACAAUUUGAAUGGCGAAAUUCCUUCUUCCUAUUGCAAUUUGACUUCUCUUGGAGUUCUGGAUUUAGCUUAUAAUAGUUUGGGAGGAAAAAUUCCAAAAUGUCUUGGAAACUUGAGUAAUCUCGCCUUCUUGGAUCUGCGGAUGAAUAAGUUUCAUGGCAGAAUACCAAAUUCUUUUAUCAACCCGAGUAACCCGAGAACUCUUAACCUAAAUGGCAACCAAUUGGAAGGGAUACUACCUCGGUCUUUGGUUGAUUGCAGUAACUUGGAAAUUCUAGAUGUUGGGAACAACAACUUGAAUGAUACCUUUCCACAUUGGUUAGGUGUUCUUCCAUCGCUAAAAGUUCUCAUCCUUCGAUCUAAUGGAUUUCAUGGUGCCAUCAACAAUUCUAUGCCUGCAUUUUACUUCCCUCAGUUGAGAAUCAUUGAUGUUGCGCAGAAUGAUUUUAUGGGUCUCCUACCCAGUAACUAUUUCAAAAUUUUGAAUGGAAAACCAUGGUGGGUGGUGAAGAAAGUGGAGAAAUACCAACAGAAAUUAAUUGGAAGGUGCAACCAAAGGCAUAAGAAGAGAAAAACCCAAAAACCCAACCAACACUCUUAGGUGCAACCAAGUGCAGUUGAUUUCCUACUCUGGGGAGAUAUGGCAACAGUUGCUUCUUGAGUUUGUUUCCAUCUUUUUCAUGUUCAUUGUUGAUAUAUAGUUGUGUUGACUUGUGUGGGAAUUAUGGUUAUGUAUGAAUUUGUGUUAAUUUCUUUUGGAUUUCAUUUAUGUACUCUGCACACAAUUGCUCAUGUAUUUUUCUUAAUGUAGUUUGUUUCCUUUAAUGUUGUCUCUUCCUAUAUUUUGUUCUCUCUUCCUUUGUUUUGGUUGUCUUUGAACAGUCCAUUUUACUGAAGUAAAAUGUAAAAUUUUUU